Messenger RNA from Oncorhynchus keta (chum salmon), 4557 nucleotides. It is a transcript of the gene kcnk3b, whose product is annotated as potassium channel, subfamily K, member 3b. Gene Ontology annotation, biological process: stabilization of membrane potential; potassium ion transmembrane transport. Gene Ontology annotation, molecular function: potassium ion leak channel activity; open rectifier potassium channel activity. The transcript is spliced from 4 exons. Gene Ontology annotation, cellular component: membrane. NCBI's taxonomy places the organism in Eukaryota, Metazoa, Chordata, Actinopteri, Salmoniformes, Salmonidae. Bases 268 to 1482 code for a protein of 404 amino acids. The record is from RefSeq and is a predicted model, not a curated record.
UCCUAGUAACACCCUGGAACAGAGCUAGAUCCAUAUGCUCCUGACAAGAUGACCAAAUAGGGAAAGACAUCCCACUGAGCCGUGGGGAUGCUGCCGAAAGAACAGACAUCCCACUCCGCCGUGGGAGUGGUGCCCUGAAAAGGAUCGUGAAGGUUUUCUACGUUUUCCACAGAGUCCGUUGAAGGAGGAAGUUAAAAAAACCCAGUAGAUGUUUUAAUAAAACGAGAGCCAGUCCGUCUCCAAGGAAACUAAACUCUCCAAAUCGUGAUGGAGAAACAGAACGUACGCACCCUCGUUCUCAUCAUGAGCAUCUUCACCUACCUGCUGGUCGGGGCAGCCGUCUUUGACACUCUGGAGUCGAAACAAGAGAGAAGCCAAAAGAGAAAGCUGGACGAGAGGAAGUGGGAGUUAAUACGAAAAUACAACUUGACCAAAGUGAACUUUGACGAGCUCGAAGUCGUGAUGCUGCAACUGAAACCGCACAAAGCCGGAGUGCAGUGGAAGUUCGCCGGAUCUUUUUACUUCGCUAUCACUGUGAUAACUACAAUCCCCUACGGCCAUGCUGCACCCAGCACGGACUCAGGGAAGGUGUUCUGCAUGUUCUACGCCCUCCUGGGGAUCCCCCUGACCCUUAUCAUGUUCCAGAGCAUGGGAGAACGCAUCAACACACUGGUCCGUUUCCUUUUCCAUCGGGUCAAGCAGUGUCUGGGCCUGCACCACACCGAGGUGUCCAUGGCCAACAUGGUGACCGUCGGCUUCUUCUCCUGCAUGUCAACGCUGUGUGUCGGGGCGGCAGCCUUCUCCCACUACGAGGGCUGGAGCUUCUUCCACGCCUACUACUACUGCUUCAUCACCCUGACCACCAUCGGCUUCGGGGACUACGUGGCGCUGCAGAAGGACCACGCCUUGCAGAACGACCCGCGCUACGUGGCCUUCUGCUUCGUAUACAUCUUGACGGGACUCACCGUGAUCGGCGCCUUCCUCAACCUGGUUGUGUUGAGGUUCCUGAUGAUGAACACAGAGGACGAGCGGCGCGACGCCGAGCAGAAAGCCCUCCUCUCCGCGAGGGGUGAGAAGAACGCCGACGGCGGUCUGUCUGCUGUUUCUGUCUCGGCCUCCACUUCCUCCUCCACUCCCCUAGCCACUACUACCGGCGGCACCAAGCGAGGCCCGAAGGAUGUGUACAACAAGGUGCUGGGCUUCCAGACAGUGUGUUCGUGUCUGUGGUACCGCAGCAGGGAGAAUCUGCAGGGCCAGGGAUCCAUCCCGAUGAUUAUAAACCGGGACCUGGGCUUCUCUGACCAAUACGUAGAGAACUGUACCAUGCUCUCCCCUCACUGGGACAUGAUGUCCUCUCACUACUGUGAGCCAGGUGAUACAGGGUGUGUCUGCAGCCCUAACCAGUGCAUCAGUUCCAUAGCCUCUGGCUUAAACUUCCUCACCCCAUUCAGGGCCUUUGCCAAGAGACGCAGCUCGGUCUAGAUCAGACCAAUUUCAAAUCUGGGACAUCAAAACCAGUUCCACUGCUGAUUUGAAUUCUUCCCCUCUAAUCAGGGAAUCAUUUAGACCUGGGACACCAGGUGGGUGAUUCCCCUCUAAUCAGGGAAUCAUUUAGACCUGGGACACCAGGUGGGUGAUUCCCCUCUAAUCAGGGAAUCAUUGAGACCAGGGACACCAGGUGGGUGAUUCCCCUCUAAUCAGGGAAUCAUUUAGACCAGGGACACCAGGUGGGUGAUUCCCCUCUAAUCAGGGAAUCAUUUAGACCUGGGACACCAGGUGGGUGACUCCACCAGGCUGGGAUUUGAAGAUCCCUGGUCGAGACUCAGUGAUCAGGCGGUACUCUGGACCACCAGGCUGGGAUUUGAAGAUCCCUGGUCGAGACUCAGUGAUCAGGCGGUACUCUGGACCACCAGGCUGGGAUUUGAAGAUCCCUGGUCGAGACUCAGUGAUCAGGCGGUACUCUGGACCAUCAGGCUGGGAUUUGAAGAUCCCUGGUCGAGACUCAGUGAUCAGGCGGUACUCUGGACCAUCAGGCUGGGAUUUGAAGAUCCCUGGUCGAGACUCAGUGAUCAGGUCAGAUUCCUUUACGCACCAAACAGAGGAAAUCAGCCUGAAACUGGGAUAGACUACCUGAAACUGGGAUAGACUACCUGAAACUGGGAUAGACUACCUGAAACUGGGAUAGACUACCUAAACUGGGAUAGACCACCUGAAACUGGGAUAGACUACCUGAAACUGGGAUAGACUACCUAAAACUGGGAUAGACUACCUGAAACUGGGAUAGACCGCCUGGACUGGGAUAGACCACCUGGACUGGGACAGACCACCUGGACUGGGACAAUAAGAAAUGCUUGUUUUCCCAUGCAAAACGUAUUGCUACAGUGUGCCCUAAUGAAUGUCCCAGUAGUAGGCUACUGUAGUUCAUCUCCAUAGACACUGUGAUCAAUAGCCUAGUCCUGCACUUAUGUUCAGCUUGGCAUAAACUGACACUGGCUUUUAAUGCUGGACUCAUUCUGUUAUAUUUUACAAGAUCAUGGUCCUUGUGUGGCUCUGUUGGCAAGAGCGUGGUAGUAGACACACCAAAGUUGUCGGUUCAGUUCCUGCAGAGAUCAUAUACACUUGGUAAAAAAUGUCUGCUCUCAUUGUAAAGACUGGAGAAGAGGUGUCUGCUCUCACUGUAAAGAUGAGAGAAGAGGUGUCUGCUCUCACUGUAAAGACUGGAGAAGAGGUGUCAGCUCUCACUGUAAAGACUGGAGAAGAGGUGUCUGCUCUCACUGUAAAGACUGGAGAAGAGGUGUCUGCUCUCACUGUAAAGACUGGAGAAGAGGUGUCUGCUCUCACUGUAAAGACUGGAGAAGAAGUGUCUGCUCUCACUGUAAAGAUUGGAGAAGAAGUGUCUGCUCUCACUGUAAAGACUGGAGAAGAAGUGUCUGCUCUCACUAUAAAGACUGGAGAAGAGGUUUCUGCUCUCACUGUAAAGACUGGAGAAGAAGUGUCUGCUCUCACUGUAAAGAUUGGAGAAGAAGUGUCUGCUCUCACUGUAAAGACUGGAGAAGAAGUGUCUGCUCUCACUGUAAAGAUUGGAGAAGAAGUGUCUGCUCUCACUGUAAAGAUUGGAGAAGAAGUGUCUGCUCUCACUGUAAAGACUGGAGAAGAAGUGUCUGCUCUCACUAUAAAGACUGGAGAAGAGGUUUCUGCUCUCACUGUAAAGACUGGAGAAGAAGUGUCUGCUCUCACUGUAAAGAUUGGAGAAUAAGUGUCUGCUCUCACUGUAAAGACUGGAGAAGAAGUGUCUGCUCUCACUGUAAAGAUUGGAGAAGAAGUGUCUGCUCUCACUGUAAAGACUGGAGAAGAAGUGUCUGCUCUCACUGUAAAGACUGGAGAAGAAGUGUCUGCUCUCACUGUAAAGACUGGAGAAGAGGUGUCUGCUCUCACUGUAAAGACUGGAGAAGAAGUGUCUGCUCUCACUGUAAAGAUUGGAGAAGAAGUGUCUGCUCUCACUGUAAAGACUGGAGAAGAAGUGUCUGCUCUCACUGUAAAGAUUGGAGAAGAAGUGUCUGCUCUCACUGUAAAGACUGGAGAAGAAGUGUCUGCUCUCACUGUAAAGACUGGAGAAGAAGUGUCUGCUCUCACUGUAAAGACUGGAGAAGAGGUGUCUGCUCUCACUGUAAAAACUGGAGAAGAGGUGUCUGCUCUCACUGUAAAGACUGGAGAAGAAGUGUCUGCUCUCACUGUAAAGACUGGAGAAGAGGUUUCUGCUCUCACUGUAAAGACUGGAGAAGAGGUGUCUGCUCUCACUGUAAAGACUGGAGAAGAAGUGUCUGCUCUCACUGUAAAGACUGGAGAAGAGGUGUCUGCUCUCACUGUAAAGACUGGAGAAGAAGUGUCUGCUCUCACUGUAAAGACUGGAGAAGAAGUGUCUGCUCUCACUGUAAAGACUGGAGAAGAAGUGUCUGCUCUCACUGUAAAGACUGGAGAAGAGGUGUCUGCUCUCACUGUAAAGACUGGAGAAGAGGUUUCUGCUCUCACUGUAAAGACUGGAGAAGAAGUGUCUGCUCUCACUGUAAAGACUGGAGAAGAAGUGUCUGCUCUCACUGUAAAGACUGGAGAAGAAGUGUCUGCUCUCACUGUAAAGACUGGAGAAGAGGUUUCUGCUCUCACUGUAAAGACUGGAGAAGAGGUUUCUGCUCUCACUGUAAAGACUGGAGAAGAGGUUUCUGCUCUCACUGUAAAGACUGGAGAAGAAGUGUCUGCUCUCACUGUAAAGACUGGAGAAGAGGUUUCUGCUCUCACUGUAAAGACUGGAGAAGAGGUUUCUGCUCUCACUGUAAAGACUGGAGAAGAGGUGCUAUGUUAUGAUUAAAGACCAGCCAUCUUGUAAUCUCAGGCUGUUUAGGUAAAAUCACUGCAGUCCUUUUCAGUGGUGGAAAAGUACUACAUUGUUAUACUUGAGGAAAAGUAAAGAUAUCUUAAUAGAAAAUGACUCAAGUAAAAGUCACCCAGUAAAAUACUACAUUAGACUAAAGCCCAAAAGUAUUUGGUUUUAAAUAUACUUAA